Pistacia vera is the source of this 1547-nucleotide messenger RNA. RefSeq names its product maspardin. NCBI's taxonomy places the organism in Eukaryota, Viridiplantae, Streptophyta, Magnoliopsida, Sapindales, Anacardiaceae. The record is from RefSeq and is a predicted model, not a curated record. The transcript is spliced from 8 exons. Bases 134 to 1342 code for a protein of 402 amino acids.
CGAACAAUAAUAAAAGAGAGAGAAAAACUUUUGAUUUAUAAUUUUAUUGACAGAUAUAUGAAUUAUUAAUUGAUUGAUAGAUUGACCUUCAUAAAUCCAAAUGUGAAUGAAUGUAUAGGCACCAAAUUUAGCAAUGAAAGGCGUCUUCUCGGCGCCCGGAGAUUAUGUCCACUUCAAGUCUCAGGUUCCUCUUCACAAGAUUCCUAUUGGCACAAAGCAGUGGCGAUAUUAUGAUUUUGGUCCAAAAGUGGUUCCUCCACUUAUUUGUCUUCCCGGUACAGCAGGGACUGCAGAAGUCUACUACAAACAAAUCAUGUCAUUGUCCAUGAAGGGCUACCGGGUGAUAUCUGUCGAUAUUCCACGCGUAUGGAAUCAUCAUGAGUGGAUUCAAGCAUUUGAAAAGUUCCUUGAUGCUAUUGAUGUUCAUCAUAUACAUCUUUAUGGUACAUCCCUCGGAGGCUUCCUGGCACAACUUUUUGCUCAGCAUCGCCCAAGACGAGUUAGAUCAUUAGUACUAUCAAAUACAUUUUUGGAUACACGUAGUUUUGCAGCUGCAAUGCCAUGGGCUCCAAUUGUUAGUUGGACACCUUCUUUUUUGCUUAAACGAUACAUCUUAACUGGAAUUCGUGAUGGUCCACACGAACCAUUUAUUGCAGAUUCUGUGGAUUUUGUUGUUUCUCAGGUUGAAACACUAUCAAGAGAAGAUCUGGCAUCCAGAUUGACUUUGACAGUUGAUGCUGCUUCAGUUGGAACUCUUCUGCUUUCAGACUCAUAUAUCACUAUAAUGGAUACAAAUGACUACUGUGCAACUCCUCAACCACUCAAAGAUCAUCUGAGUGAGAGGUAUCCUGGAGCAAGGCGAGCUUACUUGAAAACUGGAGGUGAUUUCCCAUUUCUUUCACGCCCAGAUGAAGUCAAUUUACAUCUUCAGCUUCACCUGAGACGAGUUGGGGUAGAAGCUCAGCCAGACUUGGUCCGAGGCAUCUCAAAGGAUGGUACUGGUGGCAAUCCCAGUGAAAAGAAUGAUGGGAAAGAAGAUCCCGACAACCCUCCGAAAGAUAAUGGGGGAAACUCUGAAAGUCCAUCUACAGAAAGUCAGUUACCUCCUCCAGAAAGUUCUGAAUCUCACAGUAUAGAUGAUCAACCCCUCAGCAAUUCUAAAGGUUGCCUCGUUGGCCAUGGAGAUACAAUGCUUUUGUUGCCUCGUGAAUUGUUGAGAAAUCAACAAAUCAUGGCCGCUGAAAUCCUUCUGCAAAUUGCUUUAGAAAUUUAUGUUCUAUAUUUGGUGGAAAAAUUAUACAUUACUUCCAAUCUUUGUUGGAAAUUCGUGCAAUUGUUGUAAAAGGAACAUUUGAGGAUGGUGAUGGCUUGUGUAAGCUAUACAAGCAAGCACUCUAAACUUAGUCCAGGGUUUGCUAAUGCUUUCUGUAAGGAAUCGGUUUUUUUCGUUGACAUUACUGUACAUUUAACAUUUUAUAUUUCCAGUUAAAAUGUUAAUGUGAAUUCUGUAAAUUACAAAUUUAAUAUUAGAACAUUUAAAUUUUGAA